ACAACAAUCCGAUUCCAUCAGUCGCAUUUGUCAAGCUACCGCGGUGCAGUUCUGUUAAUCUUGGAUCGAAACGUCAACAAUCAUUUCGCGUUUAACGUUUCCUCAGCAAUAACAUUAAUCGGAAUUCGUGUAAAUCUCGUUCUACGAACCUUCUCUUGCGAAUUUUCGGCAAUACAGCCUCUAAUAAUAAUAAACCACGUAUUUUACCGGAACGCAUUGCUGUAUCGUUGUGUUUCCUCUGGGAAUUAUCCUCAUACUCUCAUCAUCCUCGGGAUCCGUUUAAAAAUCAGUGACUGACGCACGAACUUUUCGGUUCCAUCUCCGUCAACCGCGGUUGAUAUGAAAAGGACGAUUCGAUUAAUUCUGUGUUGCAAUUUAACUGUUUUGACACGCAUCAUACCAAAAAAUCUUUAGCAGGAGGCUAUUUUCUUCUAUAACGUACAUUUAAAUGUGUCUCGAAAAUUGUAUCCGAAGUUUUUAUGUCCAUUGAAAAUAAUCGUGGCUCCUAGCCAAACCACGAAAUAAAUCACCGAUCGCACAAGAUCUCCCUUGUGAAUUUCAUCAGUCCAUCGUUUCAUCAUGUCAGUCCAUCGCGUAACGCGUUUUGCAGUUAGCUCAAUUGAAGGCGCUUCUCGAAACUCAUUUUUCUAGAAAGUGAAUUCAAGAACGCAAAAAAUCUUUAGCAGGAAGCUAUUUUCUUCUAUGACGUACAUUUAAAUGUGUCUCACAAAUUGUAUCCGAAGUUUUUGAGUCCGUUGAAAAUAAUCGUGGCUCCUGACUCCUGACCAAACCACGGAAUAAAUCACCGAUCGCACAAGACCUCCCUUGUGAAUUUCAUCAGUCCAUCGUUUCAUCAUUUCAGUCCAUCGCGUAACGCGUUUUGCAGUUAGCUCGAUUGAAGGCGCUUCACGAAACGCAUUUUUCUAAAAAAAAAAUUGAAUUCAAGAACGCAUUCCACGAUGGAAAUCGAUCAGUUUGAAGAGUGUGCGAAAAGCGGUCUGGUCUGCGCAAUCCACGAAGGCAAACUAUCGGAUGUCCAAGGACUCCUCCCGCUGGCGAACCUCUCAAAGCAAGAGGAGUUCUACUGCCUGUUCAACUCCUUAUUCUACGACCACCACGGCAUCACAAGCCUCUUCCUGAAGAACGGGUUCGAGUUCGUCAACCCGGAGAAGAGGUCCUGCCCUUCCGUCUUCCGGCUCACCGUCUUCAACCCCAACAUCGAGCUCAUCGACAUGCUCCUCAAGAACCCACCCCAAAACGACCAGAACAUCGACGAGCCCCAGAUCUCCCCCCUCCUCCUCCUGGCCUUCCGCGGCGGGGCCAACAAGAGAUUCGUCUCCUUCUUCGAGUCCCUCCUCUGCAAGCCUGGCGCCGAUCUUGCCUAUCUCCUCGACUCACCUCUUUUGCCCCCUUCAUUUCCUGCUGGUAGGCAACCGGCGUUGACCCUGAGGACCUUCCUCGAGUACAGCUCCGCCGUGAUGAGGCUCUCGGACUUCUCGUCGCUGUUGUACCUAGCGUUCAGCAGGGGGAAUGAGCGGAUCGUGAAGCUGCUUCUGAGCCGGAUCGUGGCCGAUGACCUGGUGGAUCUCCUGGAGACGAUACUAACGGAAUCCGCGUUCGACGAGUGGCGGCCUGAGCUAUUUCGGAUAAUUUUGGAAUACGGCUCAACAGACAUGCGAAUAGUCCCGGAGAACCACGUGCGGGCCCUCUUCGAGAACCUGAACAGGUGCACCGUCCACUUCCCCCACGUCCACCUCAUCAGCAACUGCAUCAUGGGCCGCAUGUUCAACGAGCGGGGCACCAGCACCACCGAGGUCCUCAUCCAGCACGCCAUCAAGAUGAAGGUGGCCGGAUUCUACCGCCAGCAGCUCGUCAUGGUCCUCUUCCACGACCCGGAAAUGGUCACCGACUUCCGGCGGAAGUGCGAGAGCGAACUGGCGGACAUGCGCCGAGAGUGCGUCGGCGACUCCGGCGCCACGUAUUUUGACGUCCUGACGACGGAUCUCAACCGGUUGGCGCUCCUGGCCGCCAAUGACAGGAUCGCCGGGAUUCUAACUUCCAAUUACGUCCAGGAGAGGUUCCCGAUCUACGGGGGUAUGCUGCGGUACCAGUUUGAGAAGGGUAUGGUCAGAAACGAGUUACUCAAAGAGAGUAUCGAUACAUGUUACUCUUCGUUUAGUUACUUCGCCAAUCUACCGUAUGAGCUUGUUGAGACGAUUUUAGGUUAUGUUGAUAAUACCACAUUGCGAGUGCUUGUUUAUCCUCGUGAAGCCGGCAUGCAAAACGUUUUUCUAACGAAAAACCACCAAUUCUCAGUGGAAUUCAGCUAGUUUUGCGUGUUCCUGUAGGUAUUUACGGGUAGAGUAGCUAUGUAGGGAGAGUCCGAACUUGUUAAAUAAUGGAGCUCUAAGGACCCAAAAGAGUAGCCAACCUUUGGAAACGAAAAAUGCCACUAAUUGCCAAGAAUGUUCAUAAAUGAGCGUUCUUCCACAAAAAUGGACGUACUUAUGCUAAAAGGAACUAUGUGCAUAGAUUUUUGCGUAAGACAUAGUUCCUUUUGGCAUAAAAUACGUUCAAAUGAGU
Messenger RNA from Bemisia tabaci, 2583 nucleotides. RefSeq lists its product as uncharacterized. The record is from RefSeq and is a predicted model, not a curated record. NCBI's taxonomy places the organism in Eukaryota, Metazoa, Arthropoda, Insecta, Hemiptera, Aleyrodidae.